Callorhinus ursinus (northern fur seal) is the source of this 2147-nucleotide messenger RNA. RefSeq names its product kelch domain containing 8B (gene KLHDC8B). Gene Ontology annotation, cellular component: cellularization cleavage furrow; intercellular bridge; midbody. Gene Ontology annotation, molecular function: protein binding. The record is from RefSeq and is a predicted model, not a curated record. NCBI's taxonomy places the organism in Eukaryota, Metazoa, Chordata, Mammalia, Carnivora, Otariidae. Gene Ontology annotation, biological process: nuclear chromosome segregation; mitotic cytokinetic process; mitotic nuclear division.
AGCCCCGCCGGAGCCCCGUCGGAGCCUGGCCUCAGCCCCAGCCAGAGCCGGCACGGAGCCGGAACGGCAGACCCCGCGCCCCGGCGGCGCCGGAGCCCCGGCCGGUGAGUCCCGCAGGAGCCGCGCUCAGGGGAAGUUUGGGGCGCGCUCGCUUGGACCCGCCCCCCGCCUCCCGCGAGCUGGAAGUUUGGGGCCAGGAGGCCAUCACGCCAAGGGUCCCAGGAGCGUGGCCCCCGCGGGAAAGGAGAGGCUGAGGAGCUUGGGGAUCUGCUCUGAGGGGACUCGGAGGUGAAGGCAAGGUCCCUGAACUGCUCAGACACUCCCUGUGGCCCUGAGUCAAGAUGAGGCCCCAUCAUGCCCCUCAGUGAGACCUGCAGCCUAAGCAGAUAGUAUGGCCUGCCUCUGGAGGUGAACACCAUGGCUACAGGCAGUGGCCGGGCCUUUGCUUGGCAGGUGUUCCCACCCAUGCCCACCUGCCGGGUGUACGGCACAGUGGCAUACCAGGAUGGGCACCUGCUCGUGUUGGGGGGCUGUGGCCGGGCUGGACUGCCCCUGGACACUGCCGAGACACUGGACAUGGCCUCGCAUACAUGGCUUGCACUGGCACCCCUGCCCACUGCCCGGGCUGGGGCUGCUGCUGUGGUGCUGGGCAAGCAGGUGCUAGUGGUGGGCGGUGUGGAUGAGGGCCAGAGCCCUGUAGCUGCCGUGGAGGCCUUCCUGGCUGAUGAGGGCCGCUGGGAGCGUCGGGCCACCCUCCCUCAGGCAGCCAUGGGGGUUGCAACUGUGGAGAGAGAUGGUAUGGUGUAUGCUCUGGGGGGAAUGGGCCCAGACACGGCUCCCCAGGCCCAAGUUCGGGUAUAUGAGCCCCGGCGGGACUGCUGGCUUUCGCUACCCUCCAUGCCCACACCCUGCUACGGGGCUUCUACCUUCCUGCACGGGAACAAGAUCUAUGUCCUGGGGGGCCGCCAGGGAAAGCUCCCAGUGACUGCUUUUGAGGCCUUUGAUCUGGAGGCCUGUACCUGGACCCGGCACCCAAGCCUGCCCAGCCGCCGGGCCUUUGCUGGCUGUGCCAUGGCGGAAGGCAACGUCUUUAGCCUGGGUGGCCUGCAGCAGCCCGGGCCCCACAAUUUCUACUCCCGCCCACACUUUGUCAACACUGUGGAGAUGUUCGACCUGGAACAUGGGUCCUGGACCAAGCUGCCCCGCAGCCUGCGCAUGAGGGAUAAGAGGGCCGACUUUGUGGUUGGCUCCCUUGGGGGCCACAUCAUGGCCAUUGGGGGCCUUGGCAACCAGCCUUGCCCUCUGGGCUCUGUGGAGGGCUUCAGCCUUGCACGGCGGCGCUGGGAGGCCCUGCCCACCAUGCCCACAGCCCGCUGCUCCUGUUCUAGUCUGCAGGCGGGGCCCUGGCUGUUUGUCAUUGGGGGUGUGGCCCAGGGUCCCAGCCAAGCUGUGGAGGCGCUGUGUCUGCGUGAUGGGGUCUGAAUGCCUGAUGGGAUGUGUCAGCUGGGGCAGCGCAUGCCAGAGGCACAGGUCUGUGGCUCCUUUUGCUGCUGAAGAAGCUCACUGUGGCUCUGUGGGAUGAGGGAGGCACAGGGUCAGAUACUUGAGACAAAUGUCUCAAAGGGUGAGGGGACUUUGUCUCUAGUGCAGGACACAUAUGCUUAUACCCACCUUUAUCCCCAUUCAUUCUUGGACCAUGCCUAGCUCCACACUUGCUCUGGAACUACUGGGCCCUCUGUCCAACUGGGAAGUGGGAGGGUGGGAGAGCUGGCCUCAUGCCCCACAGGAUUAGUGCCUACCUGGAGUUGACCAGGCUCACCCUAAUAGCUGUUCCUGAAAAAUCCUAGCUGUCAGCCACCUUGAAGGCCUCUGUGGCCCCAGGAGAAUUCAGACAGGUCAGAGGACACAGAGGGAGUGGAGGAGUGGAUGUAGGAACCUCCAGAGAACCAGAGGAAUAUUGGCUUUGGGCCCUUUACACUGUUGACUGUGUGAUCUUGAGCAAGUCAUUUCACCUCUCUGUGCCUCAGCAUCCUCAUCUGUACAUGGGGACCUCUGGAACCUUCCUGCCCUACCUACCUCACAGGGCUGUUGUGAGGACCCAGGAAGUUCAGAUGUGAAAGUAAAAGUGCUGCUAAAAUCCGGUGUAU